Molecule: messenger RNA, 1209 nt
Organism: Penicillium nucicola
Lineage: Eukaryota; Fungi; Ascomycota; Eurotiomycetes; Eurotiales; Aspergillaceae
Product: DUF3431 domain-containing protein
Exons: 1
Coding region: 1-1209 (402 amino acids)
Source: RefSeq, a predicted model, not a curated record
AUGCUUCUCCCACGGCGAGCGGUCCUCUUCCUCAGCGCCUGCUUCUUCCUCAUCCUCCUCUUCACAGCCCGAAGCCUCUCCAGACCAUGGCGUGACGUUCCCCAAGUCAUAGGCCUAGGCGACCUAUCCUUAUCCCACAAUGCCUCAACCUCAGACCGAUGGAACAUAACCCGCGCGCACAACUCAAACGACCUCUACGCGCCCCCGCCAAACUUCAUCCCAGGCACGCCCAGGCCCCCGGGCUACAAAUACACCAAGACAAUGGUCGUAGCUCGCACAAAACAAGAAGACACAAGUUGGAUAGCAGAAGAACUGCCGGACUGGGGACGUGCCGUCUACGUCGCAGACGAUCCCUCUGCGCCCCUCCACCCACCUAAAAACAAGGGCCACGAAGUCAUGAUCUACCUCACCUACAUCGUCGACCACUACGACCGCCUUCCCGACGUAGCCGUCUUCAUGCACUCGCACCAAGUCGCCUGGCACAACGACAAUCUCUUCGGCGGUGACGCAGCCGAGCUUCUGCGCCGUUUGAAUCUGAACCGUGUCGUCCGCGAGGGUUACAUGAAUACCCGCUGCGGAUUCGGGCCUGGGUGUCCGGCCUGGAUGCACCCCGGUGCCAUUGAAGCGGAUGAAUCGAAGCAGGAGGAGACCAUGCUGGCGCGUGCUUGGGGUGAGCUCUUCCCCGACCAGGCCAUCCCGAAUGUGCUGGCUCAGCCGUGCUGCGCGCAGUUUGCGCUGUCUCGAGAUCGCAUUCGGUCGAUUCCGCAUGCGCGCUAUGUGUUCUAUCGGGAUUGGUUGCUGGGAACGGAGUUGAGUGAUUAUAUCACUGGGCGGAUCUGGGAGUAUUUGUGGCAGUAUGUUUUCACGGGUGAGGCUGUUGUUUGUGUGGAUGAGACUGUUUGUCUGUGUGAUGGGUAUGGGUUUUGCUUCGGGGGUAAUGAGGAGUUUAGAGAGUAUCAGGCUCUGGAGGCUAAGGUUUCUAACUUGCAAGGUGAUAUGGCUAGUUGGAUGUGGUUCUCCGAUAACCUUGAUUUUGCGGACGACGAGAACAAUGGGGGUGGGGAUGAUGGUCAAACUUUGGAGCAGCAGAUUGAGGGUGCGGAGAAGCAGAUUGCUCAAACACUUGAGGCUGCCAUUGAGCGUGGCAAGAAUCCGAAGUACCGUGCCCUGGAGGCUGGUCGUCCCUGGAAGGAGGGUGACGGGUUCUAA